CAGCCUGCUGCCGCCGCCGCCGCCAGCUUGUCCCUCAGACUGUCAGAUAAAGCGGCGGGCCGGGCCGGCUGGCCGGUGAGCACGGCCGGGCCGGACAUGGCGGCGCUCUACGCCUGCACCAAGUGCCACCAGCGCUUCCCCUUCGAGGCGCUGUCUCAGGGGCAGCAGCUGUGCAAGGAAUGUCGGAUUGCACACCCUGUUGUGAAGUGCACCUACUGUAGAACUGAGUACCAGCAGGAGAGUAAAACCAAUACAAUAUGCAAGAAAUGCGCUCAGAAUGUGCAGUUAUAUGGAACGCCCAAACCUUGUCAGUACUGCAACAUAAUUGCAGCGUUUAUUGGCAACAAAUGCCAGCGCUGCACGAAUUCAGAGAAGAAGUAUGGACCACCAUAUUCGUGUGAACAGUGUAAGCAGCAGUGCGCAUUUGACAGGAAAGAUGACAGAAAGAAGGUAGAUGGGAAAUUGCUGUGCUGGCUUUGUACACUUUCAUACAAACGAGUCCUUCAGAAGACCAAAGAGCAGAGGAAACAUCUGAGCAGCUCUUCCCGUGCCAGCCACCAGGAGAAGGAACAGUAUAGUCGACUGAGUGGUGGCAGCCACUAUAACAGCCAGAAAACACUUUCUACAUCUUCAAUUCAAAAUGAAAUCCCAAAGAAAAAAUCCAAGUUUGAGUCAAUCACAACCAAUGGAGACAGCUUUUCCCCAGACCUGGCUCUGGACUCACCAGGCACUGACCACUUUGUCAUCAUUGCCCAACUGAAGGAAGAAGUAGCCACUCUGAAGAAGAUGCUGCAUCAAAAGGAUCAAAUGAUUUUAGAGAAAGAGAAGAAGAUCACAGAGUUGAAGGCUGAUUUCCAAUACCAAGAAUCUCAGAUGAGAGCCAAAAUGAACCAGAUGGAGAAAACCCACAAAGAAGUCACAGAGCAAUUGCAGGCCAAAAACCGAGAGCUCCUGAAGCAGGCAGCUGCCUUGUCCAAGAGCAAGAAGUCUGAGAAGUCAGGAGCUAUAACCUCUCCAUGAGAGACCAUAAGGAGGCUCCCAGCCAAUAGCAGCGGGAUUCCUGGGUUAGGCUUGGUGACCAGGCUGUUCUCGGGAAUUGCAAGCUUUCUUAAGAAAUCUCUAUUUUAUUACAGUUACCCUUCUUUGUGGGAUUGCAGUGGGCUGAAUGGAAACAUCUGGUUAGUGCUGUGUCAUGACUGCAUGCUUGGAUGUUUGGGGUUCCAAGCUCUUUGUCUCAUGCUCUCACUCCUCUUCCCCCCCACACCCAACCCCCAGUACUACUCUCUGUCUCUCUGUCUCUCCCUUUUGGUACUACUCUUUGUGUGUGUGUGGUGGUCACUGCUCAGUGUUAUGUGCAGAAUGAUUUUUUGUUUGUUUGUUUGUUUUUGUUUUUUUUUUUUGUCCAUCAUUGCAUCCUGCCAUACCCAUAAGCAAAUAGUUUGACAUUAAUUACAUAUCACUGCCACCCUCUGAACUUUGAAAACUGCCACCUUAAGACUUGGUAAAUGGAAGAGGCUUUCUCUCUCCAAUAAACCUUUUGCUUCAGGGUAUAUUCUUGGGUUUUUUUCCAGGUAUAUUAUGUAUGAACUUUGUACUAUGUAUAGCCAGAGUUUUAUUUAUUUUUUAAAAAAAGAAACUUUUUCUUGAUAAAGGAAUAAUGGUAGCCUAGCUUGUUCUUCUUGUAAAAGUGAUGCCUCUUAAAAAAAGUUCUACUCUCUACCUUUUCGUAAAGGAAUAAGACCUUUUCUUGUUACCUUGGAGUCUUAAAAACUGAUUGCUGAGGUGAAACAAUUCAAUGCAGAAGUAUGGAGUUAAGUGCCUUUUGGAGGAUUUCUUGGAAGAGCAUUUAAGAAGAGGAUACUUAAGGGAGAUAGCAAAGAUUUGAACAGUCUGUCUUUUUAAAGUAAGGGCAGAAAGAAAGGUUGUCCAGGUUUUACUGGACAUUCCCUCCCCUAUCCCUUUUUUGAUUGUUUUAUGUGACUGAUUUUAAAUUCUCACACUGCCACUUCUUUAAAAAAAAAAAAAAAGCACCCUUAUAUCAGUGGUUAUAUUGGGCCAUUGUCAGAGAACAUUUUUUUUUUUAAAU
Messenger RNA from Enhydra lutris kenyoni (northern sea otter), 2086 nucleotides. Its product is annotated as family with sequence similarity 76 member A. NCBI's taxonomy places the organism in Eukaryota, Metazoa, Chordata, Mammalia, Carnivora, Mustelidae. The record is from RefSeq and is a predicted model, not a curated record. The transcript is spliced from 9 exons. Bases 97 to 1020 code for a protein of 307 amino acids.